Messenger RNA from Talpa occidentalis (Iberian mole), 1956 nucleotides. RefSeq lists its product as uncharacterized. Lineage: Eukaryota; Metazoa; Chordata; Mammalia; Eulipotyphla; Talpidae. Bases 1 to 1956 code for a protein of 651 amino acids. The record is from RefSeq and is a predicted model, not a curated record. The transcript has 3 exons.
AUGGGCAAUCUACUGAGUAAAUAUCGGUGUCUCUGCCACCGCCUGCAGCAACUCCACCGCGGCAGGCCUCUCAUUGGCCGGCGCCCGCCUGGACAACCUCGUGUCCACCCCGCUGGGCCUGGCCGGGUGCCCCCAGCCGCUCCGGCCCCUGCCAGCCCGCCGGCUCCCAGGAGCUUCCACCGGCAGCGCUCGCCAUCACCACCGGGCAUCAACAUCGCGCCCCCAAGGCGAUGCACCAUCACGCCUGCCGUGUGCUCCGGUGUGGGGAGGCUCCCCCCCGCAUCAUGGGGGAACCCCCCCAAGAAGCCUGUGCUCUCGGCUCGCAAUUCAAUGACAUUUGGGCGCUGUAGAGCCAGAAUUAUUCCUGCCAUUCGUGGCAAAUGUCAUCUCUCCUCCUUACCAUUCAAACUAGACCCUGAGUGGAAGAGAGGAGACACCUCCAGUCACCCGUGCCCAAGACCUGCCCGGGAGGAUACGGAGGUGAAGGUGGAAGAACCACCGAACAUCGCAGAGGAGGAGGACGUGUCCACACCACCCGGAGAACCGUCCAGUGAGGCCUCUGCGAUGCCUGCCCCCAGCUCCCCGGGAGACCUCGCAGGGGAGGCUGUGCCUCCGAAGAGGCCAGAGGAGGGGGCAGCCACAUCCUGUAGGCCAGCCCCAGGUGGCUUCCCGCCACCGGAAGAGCUGGCUGAAGACCAUCCACCAGUCUCAUCAACAUCUCGAGACGUAAAGGCUGAAGACCAUCCACCAGUCUCAUCAACAUCUCGAGACGUAAAGGCUGAAGACCAUCCACCAGUCUCACCAGCAUCUCGACACGUAAAGGCUGAAGACCAUCCACCAGUCUCACCAGCAUCUCGAGACGUGAAGGGCAGAAAGUCCUCGAGCCAGUUGAGUUCCACUCCACCGGACUCUGGCCGCUCAAGGGCCUGCAAGCACAAAAGGCCCAUGCCACUGCCCAGGCCAAGUCUUCCGUGGGAGAGAGCUUAUCCACCGCAGGCAGCAAAUCUUGAUAGAGAAGGAGGCCGCAUGAUCCUUCAUUCACCUCGUGUGGCUAUUGACAGCUGUAUUCCCAUCAGCUGUCAUCCAGUGUGGAAGAUCCCUCUGGUUCAUACAGAUUCCAUCGUCGUGACGACAUCGCGUAUAUCACACACCCCCAUGCCCCUGAGCCCCCCAACCUCUCUCCAGCCCCCCGUCUCUAAAAACCAAUCCCCAACCCCUAUGUGUGUAGAUUCUCCCCUUCCCAGUGUCCUAGCUUCCCCUGCCCCAGCCCCUCCUACCCAGGCCCUUGUUUCCGCUGUCCAGCCCGCCACUCCCUCAACCUCUCUCCUGCCCCCCGUCUCUAAAAACCAAUCCCCAACCCCUAUGUGUGUAGAUUCUCCCCUUCCCAGUGUCCUCGCUUCCCCUGCCCUAGCCCCUCCUACCCAGGCCCUUGUUUCCGCUGUCCAGCCCGCCACUCCCUCAACCUCUCUCCAGCCCCCCGUCUCUAAAAACCAAUCCCCAACCCCUAUGUGUGUAGAUUCUCCCCUUCCCAGUGUCCUCGCUUCCCCUGCCCCAGCCCCUCCUACCCAGGCCCUUGUUUCCGCUGUCCAGCCCGCCACUCCCUCAACCUCUCUCCAGCCCCCCGUCUCUAAAAACCAAUCCCCAACCCCUAUGUGUGUAGAUUCUCCCCUUCCCAGUGUCCUCGCUUCCCCUGCCCCAGCCCCUCCUACCCCGUCCCUGACCUCGGCUGGCCAGCCCACCAGGCCUCUGGCUGCCCCUCCCACCCUUAAAGCCCAGCGACCAGCACCAGCUGUUCCAGCUGCACCAGCUGUGUCAGAUAACAACGUCAGUGCCAUGGACACAACUUCUCCGUCGCUGGCGCUUAUCACAGACACAGACUGCACCAAGCGGGCGCUGGUAGAUCAUAAUGUCAUGGAACAUUUUCUUACCAGACACCAGCUGUCCGAGGAUGAGUGA